AUGGGGCCCCAGUGUCAUGAGGAUGGGGAGCACAAGGAAAAGAGGAAAAGUGAAUUCACAUGAUACUGGAGGGGCCAAGAGGCCUGCUGGACUUACUUCUUGAUUCAGGAAGCCUAUAUGUACCUGUGUCUUAAUGUCACCCUGUGCUGCCUCUCCUACAGAAUCAAGCCUCAGUCUUACUUACCCCAAUCUUGA
Messenger RNA from Suncus etruscus (white-toothed pygmy shrew), 195 nucleotides. It is a transcript of the gene DEFB124, whose product is annotated as defensin beta 124. Gene Ontology annotation, biological process: canonical NF-kappaB signal transduction; positive regulation of monocyte chemotaxis; positive regulation of chemokine (C-C motif) ligand 5 production. Lineage: Eukaryota; Metazoa; Chordata; Mammalia; Eulipotyphla; Soricidae. The transcript is spliced from 2 exons. The record is from RefSeq and is a predicted model, not a curated record.